Octopus bimaculoides (California two-spot octopus) is the source of this 1068-nucleotide messenger RNA. RefSeq names its product apoptosis regulator BAX. Gene Ontology annotation, molecular function: BH domain binding. Gene Ontology annotation, cellular component: mitochondrial outer membrane. Gene Ontology annotation, biological process: regulation of apoptotic process; extrinsic apoptotic signaling pathway in absence of ligand; release of cytochrome c from mitochondria. The record is from RefSeq and is a predicted model, not a curated record. Lineage: Eukaryota; Metazoa; Mollusca; Cephalopoda; Octopoda; Octopodidae.
ACGUGUCGGGCACUUUAGCAUUAGCUUCCAGCAUACACAUGGACUUGUAAUUCAUGGGUCGUACCUAAUGAGCAAGCGAGUGGGAAGCUAAAAAAAAAAGAUAUUUAUAUAUAAACAGAUAUAUUUAUAAUCGAAAGAAAGUGGAAAACUCAUAUACGCACACACAGAAAUAUAUAUAUAUUAAACAUACAGUCUAAAACUACGUUUUUUCACGAAAUACCAUGGAUCUCGAGGAGAGAAAAAUACGGGCUAAACCGCCCAGGAAAAACUUAAACAGAGAUGACGUGGGCAACCAGGCGCGGUGUUUGCUGAACCAGUUCAUCCAUGACAGAAUGGAAAAUGAAGGCUUUGAAAAUCCUCUGCAAGAGUCCAACCUCAUCGAACCAGACACACCAACAGGUCCACCGAUGUCUCAGCUAGAAGAAAUAGGACGUGCUCUACGGUGUAUUGGUGACGAAUUAGAUGGAGACCAAAGACUGCAAGAUUUGGUAUCAAGAAUAGAGCCUGAAGAUAUUCCCAAUACAUUUCUCAAUGUUGCCAGUGCUAUUGUCUCUGUAAACCUUACUUGGGAUAUAGUGGUUCGGUUCUUUUACUUUGCCUACAAAAUGGCCAUCAAGGCAUUGGACCGGAUUCCUUUAAUCCGAGCCAUCAUCAACUUAGUUAUUAAUUUUAUAGUAGACAAUCUUGCUGAUUGGAUUCUAUCUCGAGGUGGAUGGGAAGCCAUUGUGGAAUAUUUUGGCACCCCAAAGAGGCAAGCCUUUGGCGUUUUAAUAGCCGGUGUUCUUAUCAGUGUUGGCGUCUAUGCGUGGAAGAGUAUUGGUAAUUAAAAAUGAGUUAAUCCAUUGAACAAAAAAAAAAAAAAAAUUCUAAAAUUUGGUCAGUACGAUACACAAGAAUUAAAGAAAAAAAUGACAAUAAUGGAACAGGAAAGAAAAAAAAAUGAAGCUAAAAGCAAACUUGUCCCGUCUGUUCUCUCGGUGGUUUGCACAAGAAAUUAAUUCAUUGUUUUUUUACUUGUAAUUUAUUUUAAUUUUUCUUUGUUUUUUUUUCCUUUCCUUCCACUUCCAA